Nematolebias whitei (Rio pearlfish) is the source of this 810-nucleotide messenger RNA. RefSeq lists its product as uncharacterized. NCBI's taxonomy places the organism in Eukaryota, Metazoa, Chordata, Actinopteri, Cyprinodontiformes, Rivulidae. The record is from RefSeq and is a predicted model, not a curated record. The coding region runs from base 157 to 777 and encodes 206 amino acids. The transcript is spliced from 4 exons. Gene Ontology annotation, biological process: spermatogenesis.
GAGCACUGUCCAGGUCUCUAUCGUCUGCCGGGAGGGUUUCUGAUGGAACCAGGUCUGCUGACGCCCAACUGAGCUGAAGCUGGACGUGGAGACUUGUUGGAGGGUGGACCACAAGAAGACGUGUUCCUGUAGCGUUUGGCAUCUGUUGGUGCAAGCAUGAAUCCAGUGUGGAAGGUUUAUAAAAGCAAGGUGAUGAAGACUCUAAACCCUGAGUAUGAGGAGGACACGGCUGAGGAGGUCACAGAAGGGGAGAUUGACAUGAGUCCAAUGCAGGAUUAUGAAGGGCCCAACACUGUGAGCCAACUGGCCAAAAAGGUGCAGGGGGCCGGGGCUAAAAGCUGGAACAGAUUCUCAUCUCUUUUCAACAAAGAAGAUGAGCACCAGCUUCUAGAGGAGACCGAGAGCCCGCCGGUGGCUGAUCAUCCUCUCGCAGCGAAACCUGAAGAACCCCCUCAGCCCACCAGACGCUCGGGAUUCUGGGAUAGCUUUGCAGCCAACUGGGCCGCCAAGAAGCAGGCCGAAGCUGCUGCAGCUGCAGGAAACGAGGGGGCAGCAGAGCAGGCUGAGGUGGGGGGGCCAGAGGCUGGUGGAGGGGAGGAACAGCAUGACGGGCAGAACAGCCAGGGAGAGGCGAACGAAGGAGGGAGCAGCGGCAACAACAGAUUCUCCAAGUACGUAUCUCUGGGAGGAAGCAACGAGGACCCGGCCUUCAAGUGGAACUUUGUUACCAACAAACUGGCAGAGCUGAAGAGCAAGAGCAUGACGAAGACCAACUAAUGACGCGUGGAGAAACUUAACAGAACGUAAAGG